Leishmania braziliensis MHOM/BR/75/M2904 is the source of this 2532-nucleotide messenger RNA. RefSeq lists its product as hypothetical. Lineage: Eukaryota; Euglenozoa; Kinetoplastea; Trypanosomatida; Trypanosomatidae. The record is from RefSeq and is a predicted model, not a curated record. Bases 1 to 2532 code for a protein of 843 amino acids. The transcript has a single exon.
AUGCAGCCCGUCAUGGAAACCGCUGGCGCCCUGUACACCAACAUGGAAAACGCUUCCUCGGCCACGCGCAAGCUCGUGGAGCGCUACAUCAGCGGCGAUGGCGUCAUCGUCGGCUGGGGAUUCUGCCGCAAUGGCGAGCUUGGGACGAACUUCCGCUACAACCUGGUGACGCCAAUGAUGAUUGGCGGCCACGACAAGCCGAUUCGCAUGGCCUGCGGCGGUCUCUCAUCUGUCUGGCUCGGCGUGCGCAGCAUCUUGAUGGCCAUGGGCGGCGGCAUGUGGGGUGAGCUUGGCGUCGGCAACCCGCGCUUCUGUCCGCGUGUGAUCGCAAAUGAGGCGAACAUGCCCAUCUGCCCUGGGCAGGUGGAUGUUAUUCCCUUCACGCAGGACGACGUUGUCGUGGAUGUGGCGGCUGGAUCCGCCUUCUACGCGUGCGUAUCCCUAAAGGGCAGCGUCUUCACAUGGGGUGCAAACAACUGCGGGCAGUGCCACCCGGACCUCAACAACACAUGCUGCGGCUACGGGCAGCUUCGCAUCGUACCAGGCGAGAAAGUGGUGGAAGUGGUGUGCUCCAACUAUAGUGUGCUGGCGCGGACCAUGUCGGGCGCCGUCUACGGCUGGGGAGAGGCUACGCUGCUCGGCGAUCGAGACGCUGUGGCGGAGAAGUUGGCCGCUGCCGGUGUCAAGUUGGUGCACUCUCCGCAGUCGGAGUCCCGAGUAGUGGCACGCGUACCGGUGUGCAUCAGCAGCCUCGAUGACAAGAACAUCAAGCUUCUCUCUAGCGGCCCCUGGCACUACGCGGCAGUGUCGGAGGAUGGCUCUGUCUACACGUGGGGGGUAGGCAACAGCGGCCGUCUGGGCCACGGUGACCAGGAUGACCACCUGGUGCCCAAGGUGGUAACGGCUAUGAAGGGUAAACGUGUUGUCGACGUUGCCUGCGGCUCCUUCCACACGAUUUUUGUUGCUGACGACGGCGACGCCUACGCCUGCGGCGACAACCAGGGCGGCCAGUGCGGUGUAGUGGGUGAGUACUCGGUGCCGGUGCCGACGAAGAUCAACAUCACGGGUGGGCGUAAGGCGAUUCACGCGAGCUGUGGCCGCCUGCACACGACACUGCUGCUGAACAACGGCGACGUCGUCGUCUACGGAACAGGGCUGGGCCUGGGUGUCGGUAUUGGCUACGGCAUGCGCAUGGUGCGUUGCCAGGCGAUCUUGGAGAACUACACCACCUUGUGGACAAAGAGCGGGCCGACGCACGGGCUGUCUCUGACGAUCCCCAAGAACACAACGAUGUUUGUGCUCGGUGUCCCUCACCGCGGCGUGCCCGUCUCGGUCACUUCCAUUGGGCUCAAGGAGGGCAUCUUGUCCUGCGGCGUUGGCGCCGGCUUCACUCUGAUGAUCAGUCGGCGCGGCAGUUGCUACUCUUUUGGCGUUGGUGGGUGGGGGCAGCUGGGAUUCGACACUGCACAGGCGAGACACUUUACACAGGACCGUGUACCCGUGUACCCGCAGGCGACUCGCAUCGGUUUCUUCUCCCGCACCAUCAUCACAUCCGUCGCGGCCGGCUUCUCUUUUUCAAUGGCCAUCACCGAGGGGGAGCGGAUCUUCGCAUGGGGCAACAACAGCUUUGCCCAGUGCGGCCUCGGCGUUGACCCAAAGAAGUACCAGCGCAUCUCGCAACCUCGCGAGAUUACCUGGCUCGCUGACAAGGAGAUUGUUCAGGUGUCGUGUGGGAGCUACUUCGCACUAGCUCUCAGCGCUUCUGGCCAGGUGUACAGCUGGGGUACGAUUGAAUGCUGUGGCGUAGGACUGGAACCGGAUCCGAAGGUCGUCCCGGCGCACAUGAUCAUGCGCGACGUCUCUGGCGAAACCCGCGGUGUCGUGCUGUCACCGUUGCUCAUCGACAAUCUCAAGGGCAUCAUUCAUGUCGCCGCCGGCGGCUGGCACGGGAUGGCGCUCAACGCCAUAGGCGAGAUCUACGCCUGGGGUGUCGGGACAGGUGGCCGCCUAGGCACGGGUGACUGCGAGCACUGCUACACCCCGGUUCGCAUCACACACGGCGCCUUCUUCACACGCAUAGGCUGCGGCUGCUACACAAGUUACGGUAUCGACGACCGCGCCAGGCUGUACGUGUGGGGCGUCAAUGCUAAGAACCAGCUUGGCAUGUUGGAUGGCAAGGUGAUGACCCCGACGCUGGUGCUGGAGAAUGUGCGGGAGGCGUGCCUCGGCAAAUACUACUCACUGGCGCUCACCCACAGCAACACGUUCCAUUUAUCCGGCGUGAUGGAGUUCGGCUCCACCUCAUACACGAGUACGUCUUUUGACGACACCGACAGUUUGCCUGAAAAGCUGAAGCCAGAGAACAUUCAGUCGGAGAACUUACGGGGACUGAAGCUGUUUGGUGGCCUGGAGCAUGUCAUUGUGCUGCUCGAGAAAGACCCGAUCCCAGAGGCCGUUAUUACGGAGACAGUCAUGGGACUGCGGGAGCAGCCAGAGCGACUGGUGCGCAAGUACGCCGCUCAGGCGAAGUGA